This is a messenger RNA of Alosa sapidissima (American shad), 3483 nucleotides long. RefSeq names its product family with sequence similarity 234 member A (gene fam234a). Bases 156 to 1832 code for a protein of 558 amino acids. The record is from RefSeq and is a predicted model, not a curated record. Lineage: Eukaryota; Metazoa; Chordata; Actinopteri; Clupeiformes; Clupeidae. The transcript is spliced from 12 exons.
GCGUAACAAGGUAACAAGCCUUGGCUCUCUGCAGCCUCGCGUGAACUUCAACUUCAUUAUGAAACACCAGCUUUGACACACCAGCUGAGUCGACCUGGCGAGUGGCGACAAAACAAGUUGGUAAGGUCAUUCUACAGGUGUGUGAUACUGUGUAGAUGACGAAUCCAGGGGUUUGCUCAAGUGAGGUGGACCCGUUAAAGGGCGAGGAGGAGGAUGUAGGUGAAUCAGGGAUCGGUGGACCCACCUCGUCCACGAAGAAGGGGGUCUGUGGAGGAGGCUUGCGCCUGUCACGUCUCUCAGGCUGGCGCACAGCAGCCUUCCUGCUCGCACUCUUCCUCUGCCUCACCAUCGUCUUCGCCUUCUCGUUCAUCCUGCCCUGCCCCACACGGCCACAAUACCUAGUCACAUGGAACCACACGUUACCUGCUGCAGCUGCGUAUGAUUUUCUGGCUGUAGAACAUGCCAAUAAGGACAAGAUCAAAGAUAUUAUUUUCAUCUACAAGAGCAAUGAGGGCAGUAAGAACACGACCUGUGAGGAUGAAGGCUUGUCAUCUCCAUGUAUGUUUGUGCUGGCGGUGGAUGGAACGGAUGGAGAAAUGAUAUGGGAGUGUCCUUUGAAUUUUGACCUGCAAUGGGCUCAGUGUGGACUUGACAGAGUUGACGAAAAGAGCACAGAAUGCCUCCUGGCUCACACCAACACACUCACUUUCAUCUCCACACAUGACGGCAAAGUGUUGUGGCAGCAGAGCUCCUCUCCUGGUGUCGGGGCAGUGGCACCUGCACUGGGUGUCUCAGACCUAAAUGGUGACGGAACCAAUGACAUCGCUCUUCUCACGCCUCAGCAUGAUCAGAUGAAGCUGGUGUUCCUCUCAGGGAAGACAGGGUUACAGCUCGGCUCCGAGGUGGAGGUUAUUGCUGAGGUUUCAUCAUCUCACAUGCUGCACAAGACGGCCGGGGAGGCGCAGUACCUCCUUCUGCAGACAGCCUCUGGCUUGUAUGCUGAGGGGUUGUGGAAUCUCGUGGCGAAAGCCAACCUCGACAAACCGCUAAAAAAAGAUCCAAAGUGGGAGAAGAGGAGGAAUGGAACGGGACCAAUAAUGAUCUACAACUCUUCAUCUCUGCUGCAGGUAUCAAGAGCUGUGGGCACUGGAGUUCCCUCUCUGUUGCUGAUUACAGACCAGGAGGACCAGGACCAGCCCAAAGGCACCAUUACAGAGCUGCUUGACGGAGACAGUCUUACGUCCCUCUGGAAAGCCAAUACCAGUACACUGCUCAGUCAGCCAUCAUUUGGACAUUUCAACAAAGAUGGCAUUCCUGAUGUGGUGAUAGAGGACGACGCUGGAAAUGCAACCAAGAGGGUUGUUAUUCUAGAUGGAAAGACAGGGGGAGUGUUGUGGGAGGUCCGUUUACUGGCUCUGCCACACACACCCGCCCCUUCAUCUGUUCUCACAAUACAGUCCUACUCUGUGUUUAUGCUGUGGGGAGAGACACUAACCAACCAAACAGGCUCUGGAAUGGAGCAGCGCUUCUCUUAUCUCUUGCACCCUUCCUACUCUAAUCUACUGUUACAGAGGAGUAGUCCAGUGGAGCACAUUAUUGCUUUCAAAGCAACUCUACUAGAGCGAGGUCGCCACGCCUCCUACCUCCUUCUGACCGGCCCUUACGCCAGCGAGGGGGUGGAGCCAGAAGGGGCGGGCUCAGUGGUUCUGACCAAGCGCAAGCUGAAGAGUGACGUCCUGGACAGCACGGUGCUGAGUGUGAGUGGACCAGUGACCCAGGACAACGUAGAGCACGUCAAAGAGGCCUUCAACCGACUACGUUUCAGCGACUAGCGGGCCCUCCAGGGUUGUGCAGAUUUUUGCUUUACCUGUGUUCCCUGGUGUUCCACAUUAAUCAUUAAGAAAAAAGACCUGCUGUGGACUGUCCUUAUGCCCUUGCUAUCAGGUAGAGCUGACACCCAAUAUAUUUUGCACUGCAAAAGGAGGAAGAAGAGCUAAUCCCUGUUUCCUCUAUGCACACACUGUUUGACCCACUUUUAUCUUACAUCUUGCAGUGCUUUCAGUUAAUCACCUCAGAUGACACUAACAACUUCACUCUGUGGCCUUAAGUACACCUAAGUACUAUCUUAAAACACUCUUAAAGGAAUUUCUUGCAUUAAUGUGCAAUUAACCUGCAACCUGGAAGCUUUUGACUACUCAUACUUGACCUUCCCCCUUUAAAACCGUAAUAUAGCAUUAGACAUCACCAUCAAAAACUGACCACCACUGUAGUGCAAUCACAUCUUUCUUGGGAGUCAAUUUAAUCAUAUGACUUGAUAUAACCUGGGACUAAUUUUAUGCUUUAUAACCUGUAGAGUUUCAAACAGGUUGAGAAGCCUACAUGACUUUGUCAGUGGUAUGCAUGGAUUUCUCAUAGAAAAGCUCUCUUGCCGUUCUAAUCAAAUUGUAGCAAUGUUUUUCCUGAAUUACCAGAUGAAUUGAAAGAAUGUAGUUGAUAGUCACACUUUUCAUCUGAAUGUACUGUUUCACUUUAAGAGGGAGACAGGCUCUUGUGUUUUUGUGUAGAUAUUUAAGAUAUAUAUUCUGCUGUCUUCUGGUCAGCUUUUAGUGGCACUGUAGUGUGAAGCAAGAAUACGGUUUACUGCUGUGGAAUUCAGAAGAAACACUAACCUGUACUGAUGGAGACCUCUCAGCUUUUGUUUUUACCUGGUGAACUGUUAUGCACAGGCUCUUUUUUGCGUUUACAUUUAGCAUGUGCUUGAACAAUCACUGCCUCUGUCUGUUCUGGUGGGGCCAUAUGGGAUGUACUUUUGAUGCACUCUGUGAUGCUGUUGUAAUGAGGAGAGGCUAACAGUGUGCUUGGGACCUGUGCUGAAAAUUUACUGACUUUGAACAUACUUUACACCAGUGCCAUUUUACAUGAUCUGGCCUGAUGUAGCCCUGUAUCAGGAAACCCGGAAAUAUGUUUGCUGAACCAAAGCAUCCUGAAUAACAGGAAAACGUGUGAGGUAUUGUUAUUGUCCACAAACUGUGGUUUUAAAAAGUUAGGUCAGUUAUAAGGGAGUGAGACUUAACUGUGGCAUAUUUCCUACAUACUUAUUUAAUGGGAACCAGGCAAUCUUGAGACUAUAUUUUGAGCAUAUCUGUUCUGAGUGGGACUUAAUACUAAACCUGUGGAUCAGGGUUUCAAUGCACUGCGGAAUACAAUCUUAUUUUCCGUUAAUUAAAUUAAGGCUGUAGAUAUUCAAUCUUAUGACCAAUAAAAUCUUUGACACAUAAGCUUUUUAAGUUUGUUAUUGGUGCCAAAUUGGUGCCUAUGCCAAAAUUAUGCAUCAUUUUGAUGUAUCUCCUGUUAUUUACUGCACCUGUCACAGAAUUCAUAAGAAUUUUGGUGUUUGACUCGAGUUAGUUAUUGUCUUUCCAACUGUAGGCUAUAUCUGCUUUCUUUUGUCUUGUCUGGAAUACAUGCCAUCUUGGCUAUAAA